This is a messenger RNA of Mytilinidion resinicola, 1341 nucleotides long. RefSeq lists its product as uncharacterized. The transcript is spliced from 10 exons. Lineage: Eukaryota; Fungi; Ascomycota; Dothideomycetes; Mytilinidiales; Mytilinidiaceae. The record is from RefSeq and is a predicted model, not a curated record. The coding region runs from base 1 to 1341 and encodes 446 amino acids.
AUGGCUACUGUCAGCACCUUUCCAAUAGCUACUUCGCUUUCUAAGGCAUUUAUUCAUUUCAAUCCUUCGACACUUAAACCCGAAUCCAAACCCGAAUCUAAACCCAGGAAAUCCAAGUCCCAGGCCAAGAAACCCAACAUAACAGAGCGCAACCUCUCCGAAGAUGACUCCCAUAGAUGCGACGAAGAGUGGGCCAAUAUCAAUAACUUGUUACCCGGCCUGUCAGGCUCUAAUGCGUUGCGUUCUCUGGAUCCGGAACCCCUUGUUGCGGUAGGAGCUACUAGCCCUUCAGAUGGCGAAGGCGAUUUUAGCACUAUUUCUCCUCCGCAGAUACUACAGACCCAGCAGCCUGGUCAGGAAGGGCCUUGCCUGACUGCAGAUAUGGACUUAGCCGUAGAUGGGUUUAAUAGAAGUAGUCUAGAAUUUGCUUUCGUUCUAGAUAAUUUUGCAGCCGGAGCAAGCCCCGGCAUGGAUGAUACCCAAUCUAGUGGCCAACCGCGAGAAUAUCAGGAUAACAGCCUGGAUGCAGCUGGCAUGCGCGCAUUCUCUGUGGAGAGCACGGCACCCGCGUAUAACGAUAAAGAACCGGCUAUCUGCAAAAUUGGCGGCAGAGAUAAUGGCGCCGACACUUUAGACCUACCUCGAAGCGACCUCCUCUAUUUACAGAAUAGCGGUGAUAGCAAACAGCACGAAGGCCUAGAACGGAUAGGGCGACUCAGUCUAGCUCCCUAUAAACAUCCUCUCCAAGAACGAAGGCUAUGUUGCUUGUUACCCUAUGCCAAAGGCCUCGUCGAUUGUAACAGCAACUAUUCACGUCCUCGUCAGAGCCGGACGGUGCUUAGUGCAGACCAGAGCAAUCCUCACAGCAAUACUGCGAGUUAUAACGCCGACCAUGCAGACAGCCACAUAAGCGAAGAGGAUGAGGACGACGAUGGAGACGAAGACAAGACGGAAUACAGGCCUUAUGCUAUAAGCCCUGAUCCGAGGUUCAACAGAGGCGAAAUGCGCUUCCGUCCACGAACGCGUGUAUUAUGGUUAGAGUCGGACAAACUGCAGUUACUCACGUACAAGAACAACAUGGCUAUAGAGUGGAAGAAGAUAUUUAAACUCUUCCCAGAUCGGACCCCAGGCGCAAUACGGACACGCUACUACAUGCUGCAAGGGAAAUCAUCUAUAGCUACGACAAAGGUAGACGGAGCCCCACUACAAGCGCCCGAAGUUAAAGCCUUUAAUACCCCCAAACUCCAACGCUGGAAGGACGUGAAAGUCAGGAGACGUUUGUCUUACGAGACCACUCUGGAGACCUGUAACGUACGCUUUGCUGAGGAGAUUUCGAGGUGA